GUAUCAUCAAACAAUUAUGUUCUCUUGCAUCAUAUAUAUUUCUUUUUAGUUUUUUCUUUCUUUCUUACAUCACAUGAUGAUAGGCACACAUGUCACAUAAAUCAUUAUGAGUAAUAUGAUUAUCAAUCUCACAUUUCUUGGAUAACACUCUUCACAGCCUUUGAAAGAUCACACGUAACUCUUUUCAGUUUCAUUCUUAAUUUUCAAUCCUCACCUACCCAACCUCCCUUCAAAGCAAUCUCUCUCCCUCUCACUCACUUUCGUAAGUUUAGCCUAAAAACAUUUCCAAUCUCUCUUAACUGGAUUAAUUGAAAGAAUUUGUUAUAGUUAACAAGUAAUAAUCUUCAUACUAACUAGAGAAUCCUACUCUUCACCUUACUGCAUCUCUCUAUAUAACAAAUCCUAAAACCUCUCACAAUACACACACCACACAACAACAACAAUGGCUAUUUUGAGAAAAUUUAUUUCCUCAAACCUCUUCAUCUUCUUCCUGGUUAUAGCUACAACCAAUGGUCAGGCUCCAGCUCCAACCCCUUCCGGUUCAACCAACAUAACCGCAGUUCUAGAAAAGGCUGGUCAAUUCACAAUGUUCAUAAGACUCCUCAAGAGCACCCAAGCCGCAGACCAAAUCAACACUCAGCUCAAUUCAUCCUCGAGCCAAGGCCUAACCGUGUUUGCCCCAACCGAUAACGCCUUUAGCAGCCUCAAAUCCGGAACCUUAAACUCAUUAUCUGACCAGCAAAAAGUUCAGCUUGUUCAGUUCCAUGUCCUUCCUACACUCUUAACCAUGCCUCAGUUUCAAACUGUCAGUAACCCCUUACGCACGCAAGCUGGCGAUGGACAGAACGGUGAAUUCCCUCUUAACAUCACUAGCUCUGGUAACCAAGUCAACAUCACCACGGGUGUUGUGAGCGCCACCGUGGCUAACUCUGUCUACAGCGACAAGCAGCUCGCCGUGUAUCAAGUGGAUCAAGUUUUGUUACCAUUAGCAAUGUUUGGUUCAAGCUCGGCGGCUCCUGCUCCGGCGCCUGAGAAAGGCGGCUCGGUUACGACAGGUUCAGCUUCCGGUAGCGACGGUGGUGGAGAUACGUCUACUGAUUCAUCUGAUGCAGAGAGGAUCAGAUACGGGAUAAUCGCCACCGUGGCAGCCAUCGCUGCUUCUUCACUGUGGAUAUAACUCGAGAGAGAGAGAGAGAGAGAGCUUUUCAAGAGUCUCCACGUUGGCUUUUAAGAAUAAUGAUGAGUUUAAGUUUGGUUGUAAUUUGAGAUUGUGUUAUCAUGUUAAUGUUUUGAUUCAAAAUGAGACAACGAGUUGCGAUUGCACAAAACAUUUUUUGAUGAAAAAUGCAGCAUGUGUUUCGAGUAUAAUUUGAAUUUGAAGCUUUCGAUUUUGA
This is a messenger RNA of Raphanus sativus (radish), 1394 nucleotides long. RefSeq names its product fasciclin-like arabinogalactan protein 11. Bases 443 to 1177 code for a protein of 244 amino acids. The transcript has a single exon. NCBI's taxonomy places the organism in Eukaryota, Viridiplantae, Streptophyta, Magnoliopsida, Brassicales, Brassicaceae. The record is from RefSeq and is a predicted model, not a curated record.